Clarias gariepinus (North African catfish) is the source of this 963-nucleotide messenger RNA. Its product is annotated as proline-rich protein 2-like. The coding region runs from base 1 to 963 and encodes 320 amino acids. The record is from RefSeq and is a predicted model, not a curated record. The transcript has a single exon. NCBI's taxonomy places the organism in Eukaryota, Metazoa, Chordata, Actinopteri, Siluriformes, Clariidae.
AUGAGCGGCACACACACACGACCCGCGCAGACCCGCGCUCCUAUGAGCGGCACACACACACGACCCGCGCAGACCCGCGCUCCUAUGAGCGGCACACACACACUACACGCGCAGACCCGCGCUCCUAUGAGCGGCACACACACACUACACGCGCAGACCCGCGCUCCUAUGAGCGGCACACACACACUACACGCGCAGACCCGCGCUCCUAUGAGCGGCACACACACGCUACACGCGCAGACCCGCGCUCCUAUGAGCGGCACACACACUCUACACGCGCAGACCCGCGCUCCUAUGAGCGGCACACACACGCUACACACGCAGACCCGCGCUCCUAUGAGCGGCACACACACGCUACACACGCAGACCCGCGCUCCUAUGAGCGGCACACACACGCUACACACGCAGACCCGCGCUCCUAUGAGCGGCACACACACGCUACACACGCAGACCCGCGUUCCUAUGAGCGGCACACACACGCUACACACGCAGACCCGCGCUCCUAUGAGCGGCACACACACGCUACACACGCAGACCCGCGCUCCUAUGAGCGGCACACACACGCUACACACGCAGACCCGCGCUCCUAUGAGCGGCACACACACGCUACACACGCAGACCCGCGCUCCUAUGAGCGGCACACACACGCUACACACGCAGACCCGCGCUCCUAUGAGCGGCACACACACACUACACCCGCAGACCCGCGCUCCUAUGAGCGGCACACACACACUACACCCGCAGACCCGCGCUCCUAUGAGCGGCACACACACACUACACCCGCAGACCCGCGCUCCUAUGAGCGGCACACACACUACACACGCACUUCCUACCUACCUCCAAGAGCUUUACACACACAUCCUCACACACCCGCGGACUCGUAGAGCAGACCCAGGCUUUAGAGCUUAUAUUAAACACCGGGAAAAGACACUAAAUACAUACAAACGACAUAACCAGGAAUGA